AUGGAGCCUCGGAAGUGUACAGGAUGUGUAUUGAUUGGAGUUUACCUGUGGGCGACGCUCUGCUGUCAAGGUUGUCAUGGGGGUGUGUACCAGAGAAAGCUGUACCGUGACCUGAUGGUCAACUACAAUCGGCUGGAGAGACCGGUACAGAACGACUCAGCACCAAUCGUGGUGGACCUCGGCCUCACACUGCUACAGAUCAUUGAUGUGGAUGAAAAGAACCAAGUGAUGAUCACAAAUGCCUGGCUGCAGCUGACCUGGACAGAUGUUUACCUUUCAUGGAAUCCAGAGAGCUACCCCGGGGUUCAGAACCUUCGCUUUCCUUCUCACCAGAUCUGGGUCCCAGACAUUCUCCUCUAUAACAGUGCAGAUGAGAGGUUUGAUGCUACCUUCCACACUAAUGUGCUGGUCAAUGCCUCAGGAGCCUGCCAGUACAUCCCACCAGGCAUCUUGAAGAGUACCUGCUACAUAGAUGUCCGGUGGUUCCCGUUUGACGUGCAGAAGUGUGACCUGAAGUUCGGCUCCUGGACCCACAAUGGCUGGCUGCUGGACCUCCAGAUGAUGGAUGUAGACAUCUCUACCUACAUACCCAAUGGAGAGUGGGACCUCGUAGGUGUGCCAGCUAAGCGUAAUGAGCUGUACUAUGACUGCUGUAAAGAACCCUACCCCGAUGUGACGUUCACGGUCACCAUGCGCCGCAGGACACUCUACUACGGCCUCAACCUGCUCAUCCCCUGCGUGCUCAUUUCUGGUCUGGCCCUGCUGGUCUUCCUGCUCCCUGCUGACUCCGGAGAGAAGAUUUCACUGGGCAUCACAGUGCUGCUGUCUCUAACCGUGUUCAUGUUACUGGUGGCAGAGAUCAUGCCUGCCACUUCUGACUCCGUUCCUCUGAUUGCUCAGUACUUUGCCAGCACCAUGAUGAUCGUGGGCUUGUCCGUGGUGGUGACAGUGCUUGUACUGCAGUUCCACCACCAUGACCCCCACGGAGGGAAGAUGCCUAAAUGGGUUCGAGUCAUUCUCCUCAACUGGUGUGCUUGGUUCCUCCGCAUGAAGAAGCCUGGAGAGGGAAGGAAAACCGCAGUGAGCUCCACUGGCCCCUCAAACUACAAGUACUCCCACCCUCCUCCUCCUCACCACACCAGCACCAGCAGCAUCCAGAUGAGCUCCAUACCAGGCCAGGCAUCCACCCAGUCGACCACAACCAACGGGAACAUGAACCUGUACUUUGGCUAUCACUCAAUGGGAACAGAAAACCCGGCUUUCCCACCAGGCACCGAUUCCGCUGUGGUGGCGUGCGGUGGUGGCGGUCACCCGAACGACCUCCACUCAGAGCAGAUGCGAACUGUGCUGCUGGAGCAGGUGCCGGAAAUUUCCCAGAUCCUGGAGGAAGUGCAGUACAUCACGAGGCGCUUCAGGGCGCAGGAUGAGGGAGAGGCCAUCUGCAGCGAGUGGAAGUUUGCGGCGGCGGUGGUGGAUAGGUUAUGCCUGGUGGCCUUCUCGCUCUUCUCCAUCAUCUGCACCUUCACCAUUCUCAUGGCAGCACCCAACUUCAUCGAGGCUGUGUCCAAAGACUUCACAUAA
Pleuronectes platessa (European plaice) is the source of this 1581-nucleotide messenger RNA. Its product is annotated as neuronal acetylcholine receptor subunit alpha-7-like. Gene Ontology annotation, cellular component: neuron projection; postsynaptic membrane; synapse. Gene Ontology annotation, biological process: signal transduction; chemical synaptic transmission; nervous system process. Gene Ontology annotation, molecular function: acetylcholine-gated monoatomic cation-selective channel activity; transmembrane signaling receptor activity. The record is from RefSeq and is a predicted model, not a curated record. The transcript has 10 exons. NCBI's taxonomy places the organism in Eukaryota, Metazoa, Chordata, Actinopteri, Pleuronectiformes, Pleuronectidae. The coding region runs from base 1 to 1581 and encodes 526 amino acids.